UACUACAAAUUAUUUCUUUUUAGAAUUAUGAACCUAUUAUUUGCUGUUCGUGUAUUAUUCGAUUUCCUAUCACUGGCUUGGAUUAUAAUUUAUGCCGCAACUCAAUGUGCAGCAAAAGGAAAAGUUCGAAAAGUGGAAAAGGAGAGGCCGGGAAAAAUUCGUGGGAGACGGAUGAGAAGAGGACCGAAUAAUGGUGGAAAGACACCAUCCACUGAAGAGCAAAUGGAAUAUUCGGCGCUUCCACCAACUCCAACUGUCGCCUCUUCAAUUAAACAAUCAACGAAGCACAAGAGGACUGAGAGGCAGCUACAAUCAACUCAGAAGAUGUCCACUGAGAACAUCACAUCCGUCCAAGCUUCCACCACCCAACAAGAGUGCCCGACACAGGAAGAUGACCCGACCGCUCCAACACCAGUUGCAAAACCGAAAAAAGCAAAGAGAAAGGAGGUGUUUUUCAAGGACCAGGAUGAUGACGACACCCUUGCGUCAAUCAACAGUAUCAAGAACUAGUUUUGUUUAUUUUUUCUAUGUGAAAAGAUAAUAAAUUAUUUAUUGAUUCAAAU
Molecule: messenger RNA, 563 nt
Organism: Caenorhabditis elegans
Lineage: Eukaryota; Metazoa; Nematoda; Chromadorea; Rhabditida; Rhabditidae
Gene: C15H11.13
Exons: 4
Coding region: 28-510 (160 amino acids)
Source: RefSeq, marked reviewed